AAAAAUUAAAAGUCUCAGUAUAGUAUUUGUUUUUUUUUCUGUUGCCGAUAGAUUAGUGAAGUCUAAUACUUACCUGGUUAGUUAUUUUCUUAAAUGUUUCUCCACUGUAAUUAUUUUCACGUUUGGCUCGUACCUUUAUUUUAUGACACCAAGUGGUCAGAAAAUGACAGUGGGUGGUCCGUACGUACCUUCUCAUCAUUGGAUUUUCUUUUUGUCGUUCAAAUAGUCGUAGACUCCUCUCUCUCGAGUAGACUUCCUGAACAAGUACAGAGGUUCUCAGUGGAGGAUCGCGACUUUACCUUGUCGUGGGGGGACUGUUAUGAGGUAAUAUAUGCACCUGUUUUGGACGGGACCUAAACCGUGACUCAGGGGAAACUACAUUACCGGAGCACCAUGACGUGAAAGAAAGCCCAGAACAGACUUUCAGACUUUUUGUUUCUUGUAUUUUUUUUAUGCCUGUUGCCCGCAGAGGACAAACAUGUAUUAUUUCAUGGAUUACAAAGGCUGGAAUUCAUGGCAUUUUUCCAUUGGAUGAACUUCCAUCCCACCUGCGCCCCAGCAAGACUGAGACAGGAAGUGAAAGUCUUAUCCAGCCACCUCACUUCCUCUCCCUCACCUCUCCCCCCUGCUUGGCAUGCCUUCAGUUCCGGCGUUACUCAGAACAACACAGUUUAGGCUGAAGAGACAGUAGCCUUUCCCUGCUCCAGUGAGGCGUUUGUGGAGUUGCUUUACCCCGUCCCUUCCUGUAAUGCUCUUGGUGUGUCAGUUAUUUAAAAGCUGGGGAGUUUAAUCCCUUAGAAGAAAAUGGAUGACUAGGCCUAGUUAUUUAAUUUUCAUCUCUCUGACCUCAUGACCUUGACCACGCCAUCUGUAGCUGCCUGGCCUGUGUUGCACUACAAAGCAAGUUCCCAGUAUCACACAGAUCAGAUAUUUUACAUAUCGUUCACUUAAUUUCAUGUGCUGCUUUAAAGUCCUCCUUUAAAACAGGACUUCAUAUGAUUUGAUAUUUUCAUGGGUUAAGUUUGAAUAUAUACAUAUUUGUAUGUAUAUAGAUAUAUGAAUUUGCCAUCCAUUAUCAGACAAUUGAUGAAGAGCAAUCUCAGUCUUCAAAAGCACUUUAGUAAUGAUUUACUUGGACUUAUAACUAUUGUUAUAACUGUAUAACUGCUGUGUUAUAAACUUUAAAACUGACUGUGUUCCAACCUGGAACAGCGUUCAAGUGAGAGGUAUUUUAAACUAAAUUUUUUUAGAUUGUGCAUUAAACAGAGGAUUGGGAACUGCCAUUCCAAAGAUAAAACACUAAAAUUGGAUGUGGGAAAGAAAAAAGAAAAUCUUGUCAUCAGGGAUUUAAAAAAUAAAAAACAUCUGCUGUUUUUCUUUUUUUUUUUUACUGUCCAUCCUGAGCGGAAGACUGUGACCCAGAUGAACCAUCCAUAGAAUACAUAUUUAUAAACAAAAGACUCAAAUAAUACUGACCAUUAACUCAACCAAGAACUUUCACCCAGGAAGUGGUUUACACCCUGACAAGCUCCAAAUUGCUCCUGAACCUUCCAUGACCAACCAGCUGUAUGACAGACCCACCUCCCUGUCUCCGAACGUUCCACAGGUAGCCCCUUGCGUUCCCAUCACCCGUGGCAGCCUUCUGCCGCUGUGAGGAUGCGCUCCCCAGAGCCGCAGAUCCCCUCGCCGUCCGAAGCCCUGCUCCACGGCCAGUUUGGGGGUUGGAGCACAGGUUCAGGCGGUGGCGGUGGGGGAGGAGGGGGCAACGGGGGCAACAACAGCUGUCCCAACAGCCCCGGGGGGGCGUCUUCUCUGCAAGCCACCAGCCCGACGGCCAGCUACGCCCUGACGCUCACACACACACACGUCCACGUGCAGCGGCUCUCACCCCGCCCGGGCAAGGAGUCGCGGCUGCUCCUGCCGCUGGUGGAGCUGGCAGGCUGCAGCUGCCCACGUGCCCCCGCGCCGCCGCUCCUGGUGCUGUACUGGUACCCGCCAGGGCGGCGCAGGAAGGGUGUGUCCAGGCGCAGGCAGGUAAGGGCGUACCUGGCCGAGAGCCGACCUGACGCAGAGAAAUGGUAUGCUGCCGUCCAGUGCCUGCUGAGAGGAGUCAUCGUCAGUGCCACAACAGAAUUCAACAAAAGUCUGUUGCCCCGCCCUCGUCGCCUCCUGCUGUUGGUCAAUCCUUUCAGUGGGAGGGGUCAGGCCAUGCAGUGGUGUCAAUCACACAUCCUGCCAAUGAUCAGAGAGGCCAACAUCAGCUACAACCUCAUACAGACAGAGCGUCAGAACCAUGCAAGAGAGCUCAUCAGGGAGAUCUCUCUAUCGGAGUGGGACGGUAUCAUCAUCUUGUCUGGGGAUGGACUCCUCCAUGAGGUGAUAAAUGGACUCAUGGAAAGGUCGGACUGGGAGACAGCCAUAAAAACUCCGGUGGGAAUUCUGCCCUGCGGUUCUGGGAAUGCCUUGGCUGGAUCUAUAAACCACUAUGCGGGGUAUGACAUGUGCCUUCGAGAGCCCCUCCUCCUCAACUGCUGCUUCUUGCUCUGCCGGGGCGGGGUGAAACCCAUGGACCUGGUGUCCGUGACAACCAGUCCGAUUCCCCCUUCCUCCUCCAAUCAGAACGGGCGGCUGGCCGCUCCCAGGCGAAUCUUCUCAUUCCUGUCGGUGGCGUGGGGCUUCGUGUCGGAUGUGGAUAUCGAGAGCGAACGGUACCGGGGCUUGGGCUCGGCCCGCUUCACGCUCGGCACGCUGGUCCGACUGGCCUCGCUACGUUCCUACAAGGGCCGCCUGUCCUACCUGCCCCCGAACGCCGUCGCCCCAGAUCUCACCCCCCCUCCCCAGAGACGCCCCCUGUCCCGCAGCGUCACUGAGGGGCUGGAGGGGUUCUGCCGCACCCCCAUCCACCGCACCAUCUCCGACAUGGGCCUCAGCGAACAGAGGAGCUUGCGCAAGGGGGACGGAGAGAGAGAGAGGGAGAGGGAGAGAGAGAGGGAGGAGAGAGACAGGGAGCGAGAGAGGAGGAGGGAGAGGGCGAGAGGAGUCGGGGUGGUCCGAGCCAGCAGCUUAGCAGAGGACCGAGAAAGGGAAAUGGAGGCGGAGGGGAGGUUGGGCACCGAUGGGAAUGAAAGGAUGGAAGGGACCGAAGAAGAGAGGGAUGAUGAUGAUGCGGAGGACAGAGAGAGUGAGAGUGACAGCAGAAGUAGCAGAGAGGAGAGCAGGAGUGAGUGCCAGAGGGAGGGAGGCGACGGGGUAGAGGGGGAGGGGGAGGAGGGUGUGAUGGAGGCGAGAGAGGUGUGCGAGGGCUAUGGCUUGGUGAUGGGCCGCGAGGCACAGGAGUGCGAGGGCAGCUGCCCCGACUCGGAGGAGCCUUGCAACCCACGCAAGGCCGUCAGGAAGAACUCUGCGCCCUCCAGCCAGAUUGCCAAAGCCUUCUUCAGCCAGCCAAUCAGCGCCAGCACCGACUCGGACGCCGAGAUGGAGCCUGCGGCCUACGGCGAGCAGGACGAGGACAUGAACGGCACGUACUUCCAGCGCGAGGCGUACCCCAUAGACAUGCGCGAGCGCUCGCUCACCAUCUCCUCGCCGUUCCGGCACAAACCCAACUUCUCCUACAAACCCAAAACGCUGGACCAAAAUCAGAACUCGACCCGGCCGCGGCCGCUGUCCCUGCUCCACCACCACUCGCACUCCAACUCCCUCCCGCCGAAAAUGCCCUCCCUGUCGCUCUCGCUCUCCCCCACGCCCCCUCCCUCGCCUAGCUGUGCGUCGCCGCACGCCUCCUCUUACCUUGCCCCGCGUCCCAACACCCCCGGCUCCGCCUCACCCUCCCCUUCGCUCCAUUCCCCCUCCCCCUCCUUCACUUUCGACCUCGGCGAGUCCACGGGGUCCCUGAAGAACCGCCCAAACGUGUGCAGCCCCUACAGCCCGCCCUACGACGACCUCCUGCCCCCGCUGGACCAGCCGCUACCCACUCGAGACUGGGUGACCAUUGAGGGGGACUUCGUGCUGGUCCUGGCCAUUUACCAGUCCCACCUGGGUGCCGACCUGCUGGCGGCGCCACACGCCCACUUCGAUGAUGGCCUCAUCCACCUGACGUUUGUGCGGGCGGGCAUCUCCCGGGCGACGCUGCUCCGCCUCUUCCUGGCCAUGGAGAGGGGGGCGCACAUGUCCCUGAGCUCGCCGUAUGUGAGCCACGUGUCGGCCAAGGCUUUCCGCCUGCAGCCGCUCUCCCCCAGGGGCACCCUCACCGUGGACGGGGAGCUGGUGCCCUACGGACCCCUGCAGGCCCAGGUCCAUCCCUCCAUGGCAAGGCUUAUAGUGGGUGACUCAGGAGUAAGGAUCACCAGAUUCUGAGCAGCGCGGGGAAGAUGGGACUGACAUGUCUGUCUCUCUUCUUUCCCACUGUCUGUGGAUUACGUAACUCUUCAGUGUUCAGAUUAAGGAAGAAGGAGAUUUGAAAAAAAAAAAUUGAAAUAGACGACCACUGGAAAACUGGCUCUUUCUGGGAUUUACUAAAAGGGAUUGCCUAAUCGGCCUGCACGCGAGCGGAUUAAUCGCAAAAUUUAGCAAAGGGAGAAAAAACUGUGAGCCGUUACAUAGCUGCUGGAUUACGCCGGGAUUACCCUCCACCAUCGCCUGACGCAUGAAAAACACAAAUCCCACGGGGAAAAUGAACUGAGAGAUAAACGAGUACAGCAACAUACAGAAUGGCUGAAUGUCUGCAUCUUCGUGUACACUCAUGCAUACAUGCACUACCAGAUCCUGCCUUAUUCAGAGAAAGGAAAUAAAAACAAAGGCGGAAAAUCUCCUGCUGUUCUAGAACCACCUCAAGGGAAGCCACACCCUCACGCAUAGCAACGCGCCCCCCACCCACCGGAGCCCCCCCCCCCCCCAAUAUCAUUCCCUGAAUUGUAUAAUGGUCAUCCGUGCAAUGC
Messenger RNA from Clupea harengus (Atlantic herring), 4934 nucleotides. RefSeq names its product sphingosine kinase 2 (gene sphk2). Lineage: Eukaryota; Metazoa; Chordata; Actinopteri; Clupeiformes; Clupeidae. The record is from RefSeq and is a predicted model, not a curated record. Gene Ontology annotation, biological process: phosphorylation; sphingosine biosynthetic process; positive regulation of apoptotic process. Gene Ontology annotation, cellular component: cytoplasm; intracellular membrane-bounded organelle; membrane.